AUGGAACCAUCACAGGACACCAUUAUUGAAGCAAAAGAAGAACUCAUGGUUUCACCGUUGUCUGGUAAAAACCCAGUUCGAAGAACAGCUUAUUUUAUCAAACCCUGCGUGGAAGAUCCAGCAAAUCUUCCUCCUUCCAUGUUCUCUUCUGGAAGAACAGCCACUGUCAUUUCCGACCCUGCAAAGCUGCCACUAGAAGUGAGAUACAAUGGAUGGUUUUAUCCACAUCGAGAAUGGAACAUAUGGGUCCAACAGAUGCAACACAAAUAUGAAUAUAUGUGGAUACAAGCUGGGAUAGACCAAGCUAUCAAAGCUUCUACUUAUCAAAUACGUAGGAGUGAUGAGUUGAUUCUUGAGCUUGCUUACAGGUGGUGUUCAAAGACCAACACGUUUGUGUUUCCAUGGGGAGAAGCAACUAUAACGCUGGAGGACAUGAAGGUUUGUUGGGGUUACUCUGUCAUGGGAUUGCCUUUCUCUAGCCCUCUUGUGAGUGAUGAGGAAAAGGAAGUAGAGCAAGGGUUGAUUAAAGUGUAUAGGGAGUUCUUCAAAUCGAAGGCCAAAAGGGCAAAUCAUAAUCCAUGGAUGAGGUAUUUCAUGAGUAAUGAGAGCCAACUGGAGCAUGAGGCAUUCUUGUCUUUGUGGUUGUCGAGGUUUGUUUUCCCUGGUAGAUCAUGUCAAACCAUUUUGAAAAGUGUUUUUCCUAUCGCCAUACAUUUAGCAAGAGGCACUAAACUAGCUCUUGCACCUGCUUUAUUAGCCAUCAUUUACAGGGAUUUGAGUUUGCUAAAUAACAAAAUCAGAAUUGUCACAACACUGGAGUUGGAAGUUAUUCUGUGGGCUCCUUUUCAGUUGGUCCAAGUUUGGGCAUUGGAGAGAUUUCCAGCGCUGCAGCCGCGUCCUUAUGUAGUUGAGCAAGGCCAACUCUUGAUGGCUAAAUGGCACUCAGUGAAAAUGGUUAAACAUGCCAACAUGAAAUUGAUUUUGGACUCUUCAAAAGGUGGAAAUGGCUUUAUUUGGCGCCCAUACGAGAAUUCUCCUCCUCUUCAGCUUUACGAUGAAAAUGGCAGGUGGGUAUGCAAAAAUCCCAAUUUUGAUGAUGAAUUAGAAUCCUUUGCUCGCUGCUUGAGGGUCUCAGAGUUGGUGGGCAUAGAGUGUAUAGAACAGUACUGCCCAAAUCGUGUUGCUAUGCAGUUAGGGAUGGAUCAAGACAUUCCUGCUAUGCUAGCACCUCGCAAAGAGAAUCCUUGGAUAUGUUAUAGUCAGCCAGUAACAGAUACAAAUUUGUACAUUGCAUUCUGUGCCUGCAAUCAACCAAAUGUCACUUCUAGAUACUAUCGUUGGUGGAAGCAAUCAAAUUCAAGCAAGCAAGGAAGGAAGCAUUACGAUUUUGUUGUGAGUAGCUUAGAACAUGUGAUCCCAAUAUCAGUAUAUAUGAACAAAGAGCGCAGCGGAUCCUAUGGCCCACCACCUGGUUUUACUUCCAAGAUUAAGAAAAAAAAAGUGGAUUUUGAUGAAAUGGGAAAGGGUUCAAUCGUUGAGUUAUCCAGUUGUUCGAGUGAAGGUUCAUGUCUUGGUGAUGAAGAAGUUGAAAAUGGCCAGGUUUUGUCUAGUCCUCUAUCUGUUGUUUUCCCAUCAUUAAGUGCUGAAAAAGCAAGAAGUCACGACAUGAAUGGUGUGAAGGUCCAGAGUUUAUUUUGUGAUAGAGGUGGUGUUAGUGACAUGGAAAGGAAAGAUGCAAGCCCUUGUGUAGAAGAAGUAGCUUCUAAUCUUGAAAGCCGGGUUGGGAAGCUUGUAAGAGUGAUUGGGGAGCUUAAAGCAGCAAAAUUAGGUCAUAAAGUUCAAAAUAUUGGACAUAAUGUCCUUUUGUAA
Sphenostylis stenocarpa is the source of this 1869-nucleotide messenger RNA. The record is from the annotation of a GenBank genome assembly. Lineage: Eukaryota; Viridiplantae; Streptophyta; Magnoliopsida; Fabales; Fabaceae.